Molecule: messenger RNA, 806 nt
Organism: Phanerochaete carnosa HHB-10118-sp
Lineage: Eukaryota; Fungi; Basidiomycota; Agaricomycetes; Polyporales; Phanerochaetaceae
Exons: 8
Coding region: 1-594 (197 amino acids)
Molecular function (GO): protein binding
Source: RefSeq, a predicted model, not a curated record
AUGUCGACAGACGAAGACACUGCGCAGAAGCUCUCUAUAGCAAAGCAGAAGAAAGAUGUGGGCGACCAGGCUUUCAAGGCCGGCGAAGUCGUGAACGCACUUAGGGCUUAUCAUGAGGCUUUGAUGUACCUGGAAGGGAUCAACAGGAAUGCUGCGUCUGCCAUGCCAAUGGGGUCCAUGGACCAGUCCUCUGACGAGGCGAAGCCAAAGACUGAGGCAGAUGAGAUGCUCGAAAAGAUUUACUCAAACAUGUCUGCGUGUCAUAUCAAGAAAGGCAGCUGGAAGCGUGCUGUCGAGACCGCUGACAAGGCAUUGAGGAAGAACGAGAAGAACACUAAAGCACUAUUCAGGAAGGGCAGAGCUCUUGGCGAACAGGGUUACUUUGAGAAGGCGGAGAAGAUCCUCGACGAGCUGCUCAAGACCGACACGUCGGACAAACCUGCUAUUGAGGCCGAGCUCGCACGACUUCGUGCUGCCGACAAGGAGCGCGAGAAGAAGCAUAACCAGAAGUUCAAGGGAUUCUUAAAUCGUGACAAAGGCAAAGGGGUCGAGACGAAUGAGGAAGAGAUCAUUGAGAUAUCCACGAGUGCAUAGCCGGCCUCGUAUAUCCCUGGACCUUUUUUCAUCUUUUUUGGGGGCAUACUACUGCCGUUUUAUCAUUUCAUCUUAUCCUGUUUUCGGCGUUAUAACUCGUUGCAUUGUCGUUUCGUGUGAAGAUCACUGACAACCACGAAUGGCCCAGCCAUGUGUAUAACAAGUGUCCAUGUGUAUAAAUAGUGGCAGAUGAUUAUGGACAUGGAAACGUC